Messenger RNA from Phytophthora nicotianae INRA-310, 1582 nucleotides. RefSeq lists its product as hypothetical. Gene Ontology annotation, cellular component: vacuolar membrane. Lineage: Eukaryota; Oomycota; Peronosporomycetes; Peronosporales; Peronosporaceae. The transcript has a single exon. Gene Ontology annotation, molecular function: amino acid transmembrane transporter activity. Gene Ontology annotation, biological process: amino acid transmembrane transport. The coding region runs from base 23 to 1525 and encodes 500 amino acids. The record is from RefSeq and is a predicted model, not a curated record.
UGCGGUCAUACUGCCACCCACGAUGUCUGCUCCUUCUUCGGCGGCGCGAUCUGCUCUCUUUACCCUCGAGGAUGCCAAGAUCGCUUUCAACAUUUUCUGCUGCAUCUGCGGUAUCGGCUCACUCGGCAUGCCGUCCAACUACGCUCGCGCCGGCUGGGGCUACGCGACCGUCGCGCUCCUGUUUAUGGCCUUUUCAAACAUAUACAGCACCGUGUUGCUGUCCAAGGUAUUGAUGGUCGCACCGUCUUCGGUGAAGACGUACGGUGACCUCGGCGAGUGGGUCGCCGGCAAGUGGGGUCGCUUUUUCGUGGUGGUCUCCCACAUGGGCGUUUGCCUUCUUGCCCCAUGCGCAUUCCUCGUACUUGGCGGUACCCUGCUCGACGUGCUUUUCCCCGAUUCGUUCAGCCAGACCGCGUGGAUCAUCUUCAUGGCUGUUAUGGUCAUCCCUGUGGCGCUGAUCCCCACCCUGAAGGAGAGUGCUGGUAUGGCUGUGGCUGGAUGCCUGGGCACGAUCAUUGCUGAUAUCAUCGGUGUUGCGAUCCUCCUGUACGAGGAGCGCGGCCAUCCUACACCCCCAACGCCUGACGUAACUCUGCACCAGGUUCUCACUACGUUCGGAAACCUGUCGCUCGCAUAUGCUGCAGCAAUUGUGAUCCCCGACCUUCAGCGUCAGCAUUCACAGCCCGAGCGUAUGCCCCGCGUCAUUAUCGUUAGCCUGGGCCUUGCCUCGGCAUUCUUCCUCGCCAUUGCUAUUAUCGGCUACGUUGCUGGUGGAUGUCAGCUCUCCGGCAAUCUGCUUUUUUCGAUCGUGAACACGUCCGACCCCUACAGCACCACAACGCUGGGGUUUACAGCCAACCGCGGGGCGGUGGUUAUGUCGUAUCUGUUCAUGCAACUGCAUUUGUCGAUCGCCUUUUCAACAAUUCUACACCCAGCGUUUUACAUGGCGGAACGUCUCGUGUUGGGAAUGCACAAGGUUGACCCCCUGCGCACCGACAGCGAGGAGCGUGAGGUUGGGAUCGAAGAGAAGAUGUCAUACCUCGCUGCGCCGUCCCCUGCGGCACCCGUCCCCGAUCUCGAGAACAACAACCUUGAGCAGUGUUCGGCGCGUGAGUCGACGACAAAAGAGCAAGACGACCUCUCUGAGUACAAGGGAAGCGUGAACGUGGUCCGUUACGUCCUCGUGCGUAUCGCUCUGAUAGCGAUUCUGACUGUGGCCUCCAUUCUACUGAAGGACCACUUUCUCGAUUUGGUGGAUUUCACUGGCGCAACCGCCAUCACUGUAUGCAGUUUGAUUCUGCCGCUGGUAUUCUAUGUAAAGGUGUUCUGGAGGAAGAUCCCGAUGUGGGAGAAGGCGAUCUGCAUCACUAUCGCCACUAUCUGCGGUGUCGUCGGUUGCUACGUCAUGAUUUACGCAGGAAAGAACCUGUUCAAUCCGGACGACGACUCCGCCACGUUUCCGUACUGCUCAGCCGAGUACCAGGACGAACCUUACUACGUAAGGAAUAGUACGGCUACUAACUAGUUUGCUAGAAUAUACCAACUUCCAUAUUUUCAUUGUUCCAGUCAAUGAAUUCCGUCA